AUGGAGUAUAAGGAGCACCCAAACAACGCAAUGUUGAUGUGGGGAUACUCCCCAGUAAUGGACAGGGUGUUCCUGUCAUUGAAGCCAGGGGGCGAGAAGUCCCUGGCUAAAAACAAUAUAUCCGAAAUGGGCUAUCUCGUACUCUCUGGGAGAGCAGUCGUCCGAGUAGGUGACCAAAUCAGAUUGCUCGUCCCAGAAAACCAAUUUGUGGUGCCGCAAGGUUUGCCGUACAGUAUUACGAAUAGCAGCGCUGAAAACUUCAAGCUGCUGCGGUGUAUUCCUAGAGGCAGGGACAUUUAA
Molecule: messenger RNA, 300 nt
Organism: Acanthoscelides obtectus
Lineage: Eukaryota; Metazoa; Arthropoda; Insecta; Coleoptera; Chrysomelidae
Source: the annotation of a GenBank genome assembly